AUGUCUGCCGAGGAAGAUAUCGUCAUGGAGACCCAAGAGGUCGAGGUUGCCGCUGAAGCCACUCAAGGCCAAAUGAGCGUUGAGGAUGCUCUUCAAGAAGUUUUGCGUCGUGCUCUUGUUCAUGAUGGUCUUGCCCGUGGUCUUAAGCAGGCUGUCAAGGCUCUCGACAGACGUCAAGCUCACUUGGCUGUUUUGAACGAAUCUUGCACUGAAGGCGAAUACGUCAAGCUUGUCGAAGCUCUUUGCGCUGAGCACAACAUCAACUUGAUCAAGGUCUCUGAUCCCAAGAAGCUCGGUGAGUGGGUUGGUCAAUGCAAGAUUGACCGUGAAGGUAACGCCCGCAAGGUUGUUGGCUGCUCCUGCGUUGCUGUCACCGACUUUGGUGAAGAAUCUGAAGCCAUGAACGUCCUUUUGGAUUACUUCAAGUCUCGCUAA
Messenger RNA from Lichtheimia ornata, 435 nucleotides. RefSeq lists its product as uncharacterized. Bases 1 to 435 code for a protein of 144 amino acids. Gene Ontology annotation, biological process: translation. Lineage: Eukaryota; Fungi; Mucoromycota; Mucoromycetes; Mucorales; Lichtheimiaceae. The transcript has 2 exons. Gene Ontology annotation, molecular function: structural constituent of ribosome. Gene Ontology annotation, cellular component: ribosome; cytosolic small ribosomal subunit. The record is from RefSeq and is a predicted model, not a curated record.